Molecule: messenger RNA, 5269 nt
Organism: Rhineura floridana
Lineage: Eukaryota; Metazoa; Chordata; Lepidosauria; Squamata; Rhineuridae
Gene: NXPH3
Product: neurexophilin 3
Exons: 2
Coding region: 292-1092 (266 amino acids)
Molecular function (GO): signaling receptor binding
Source: RefSeq, a predicted model, not a curated record
AGCAAGGGACUGGAGUGAGUUUUAACCAGACUCGCCGGCAAAGCAGGGAGCAGCCAGGAGGCAGCCCCAUGGAGGGCUCCAGCUGCAGAGGGUGAAAAAGCAGGCUCCUGUCUUUUUCUUUUUAUGCCUGUGCCUGGCUGGAAAGAGGCUGCCAGAUGGAACCUGGAAUGGGGGGAUCCUAGGAGGCCAGAGAGGCCAGACUAUAAACAGCGGCGGCGGCAGCAACAAGGACACACAACAGAUUUCACCAGAUAUCGAUAAGAGGGGAGAAAGAGAAGAGGCUGAAGAAAAAUGCAGCUGACACGGUGCUGUUUCAUAUUUCUCAUCCAGGGGAGCAUCUAUCUGCUGGUGAUCUGUGGCCAAGAUGAGGCAACAGAAGAGGAGGAAGAAGAAAGUGGAAAAUCACCCAAAGAGCAACCAAGAUCCCGGGUACAAAAGAAAAAAGGUCAACUCUCCUUAAAAUCCUCCAUUGCCCAAUCUCACUUCCAGAACACAACUCUCCUGGAGUUGGCCUCCACCAAUGCGCAAGAAUUUUGGAACGUCUUAGAGAGCUUGUCCAAGCAGGGCCAAGGUGCACAACACCGCAGCAGGAGGGACUCCCUCACCAGCCCUGGUCGGCUUAAGAAAAUAUUUGGCUGGGGUGAUUUCUACUCCAACAUUAAGACGGUAAAGCUGAACCUCUUGAUCACAGGCAAAGUGGUCGACCACGGGAACGGCACAGUCAACGUCUUCUUCCGGCACAACUCCACUGGGCACGGGAACAUCUCUGUCAGCCUGGUGCCCCCUAACAAAGCCGUGGAAUUUGACCUCGAGCAGCAAAUCUUCAUCGAGGCCAAAGAAUCCAAGGUCUUCAACUGCAGGGUGGAGUAUGAGAAAGUGGACAGAGCAAAGAAGACCACCCUGUGCACAUAUGACCCUUCCAAAACCUGUUUCCUGAACCACACACAGAGCCAGGUCUCCUGGGUUUGCUCCAAGCCCUUCAAGGUCAUCUGUAUCUAUAUCACCUUCUACAGCAUAGACUACAGGCUUGUGCAGAAAGUGUGUCCCGACUACAACUACCACAACAACGUUCCGUAUUACCCCUCUGGGUGACACCGUACCUCUUUGAUCUCAGAAGCAUCACAUGUCCCAAGUACAACUUUGAUUGAGGGUUGGGGCAAGAAUGGGAAAAAGAAACGGGGGCUGCAAAGCAGGGAGAAGAAUGAGCCAUGUCUCUCCAGUGCUAGACAUACCAACAAGCACCCGGCUUCUGCUAAAAGACAAUAAUGUAUGAGGAGAGUUUGAGAGUAUCCAAGCAAACAUACCAUUCUGGGAACAUGUUUCCCCCUUGUCCCCCCUUUCAUGCGUGCAGCUCAGGGGGCCAGUCCCAGACUUUUCAGUGCUCAAGGUGGAAAAGCCAAAUGUCAUCUUCCCAACCCCGUUCCCUAUCGCAGCUGUUUAACAAGGGGAGCAAUCCCCUAGCAGGGAAGUCUACUAUAUAAGCCUCAAUGGGGAUUGUGCAGGAGGAAACUGGUUCUCCCUCUCAGAGUAAAUCAUGUGCUUAGCUAACGGGAGGUGGGAGUGCGCCUUGCUCUAGCCAAGGAACCAUCCGAGGCCCACCUUAAGCUCCCAGUUGCUCUUUAGAAAGCCACAUCUGUACCUGCCCACCCUUGACAUCAAAUAUGUCAGAGGUGCGUGCAUGUGGUAUUUUGGGGAAACUGGCCUUGUGGGCCAAAUUGGGACCCCUGGUGAGCCAAGUCUGGUCCAUGAGCUGGAGGUUCCCCAUCCCUGAACUAAAGGGUGGGUAAUGUCCCCUAGGUCAAGUCAGUUUCCUAGUCAGCUACCCUUAACAGCACCCAAAAUGUGUCACUUGUUUCCUCUUCCUGCCUCAUCACCUUCUGCCCACUCACCCCGCUUCUUUUAGUCUUUUUAAAAAGGCUGAAAAUAGAAAAAGUGGGUUGAGCUAUUGAAACAUUUUGGGUUCCAAAGGGCUGUUGCUGAGUCAUAAAUUGUGCACACUCAGCUCCCUGACACAGAGAUGGAGAGCCUGGGCCUCUGGCUAUAGCAGGUCCUUCUUUCCAAAUCAAUUGCCCUAAGCACUUUUCCACAAGUAAUUUGGUCUGACCCUUUUAUAGCCAAGUCCUAGCCACAGCCUAACAGGUAAGCUUUUCCAGAAGAGACAUAAUUUAUCUGUUGCUACACAUUAUCCAUCAAGCAACCAAGGCCUCAGGGCAGGGAGCACUGCAGAAAAAUAAAUGCAACUCAAAUAAAAUAUCAGUGCUGUCUCUCCAUUUAAAUAAAACCUUACUCCAUUCAUUUUACCACACUUUUAAAAAAAUUGAUUACAUUUGCAUAAAGCCAAGUGGGACAGAGGCAUGUAGAGGUGUGGCAGGAAUCUCAGCGCUCCAACUCAGAUCUAUAACACUACUGGAGGCUGGAAAGCCUGAAGCUGGUUUUGGUGAUCAGAACAAAACAAGGUGGAAGCUAGUAUCCGGUUCUGCAUCCUCAUGCUGUGCCAGCAAGUUGGCAGUUCCCACUUCAGAAAAGACAUUUGUUUUCCUCCAUCCCUCUCUCACAUCCUGGAGGGAAUGCCUCUUCAAGAUUGUGCCAGCAUCUGCUAUCACUGCUCUGAUGUCAUAGUAAAUACUAUCUAAAACGGGUGGAGAGGACACGUGGCUCUCCAGAUGUGAAAGGACUACACUACAACUCCCAUCAGCCCUAGUCAGUAUGACCAGUGGUCAACAGCUGGAAGUCAUGGGUUCCCAAUUUCUCAUCUAAGACACAAGGCACUAUAUAUUAGAAGAGGCAUUCCUCCUUCUCAGAGAAGGGAUGAGGAAAUGCUUCUUCCAAGGUCCCUCCUCCUAAUGUGGUGUCUGCUGCCAGGGUUGGCUCCAGAAAGUGGCGAGGUGGGGCAUUUGCCAGGGCCCCAAGACAGGCCCCUAAUAGUGCUACUGCUUCUAAUUUGCACAGAAUAUUCAAGAACAUCAGUUGCAAGAACUUUUAUUUUGUACAACCCACCUCUUCCAGGUUAGGAGAGCACACUGAGGGUGCCAUUCCCGCCCACCCACUCCAUUUCUGGAGCCAGCACUGUCUGCUACCCACAUUUUUUAAGUACUUGUAUUUUGUUUUUGUUUUUUAAAAAACACCACGCUGAUUCUAUUCAAAAUAAUUAAUUGACUGGGUGCCACAACUCUAUAAAAUGCCUAAUGAAAUAUACUAUACUAUGCUAAAAAUGUAUUACAAUUAGAUCAGUUUGAUUUAAUGCCACCAAACUCACAAUCUUCUUUGAGCGCUUCCAGAUCACUUGGGCUCAAGCCUUUUGGUGAAGUCUCCAGCAGAAGGAAGUUACGCAACAGUCCUUAACAGUAUGCCCCUUUGCAUGCUUACACUCGGCUCGUCUAAAGAUCACCUAAGAGGAGGGCACUCUCUGUUGCACUUAAAGAUUAGGAGAGGACAUGAGGGAGCAGGCACUCAAGGAUCAAACCAGUUCACAGGCAAUGGAUGCAAUACAGUCCCUGCCCAGAUUUGCUUAAAUUUAAAAGAAGCCAAAAGGAACAUGACAGACACAAAGACCCCUCUCACUAUUUCUCAUAGCAGCUUUCUCCUUUGAACUGUCCCAUGCAGGCCACUGUAGACAACCAUCAGUUAGUCAACCAAUCAUCUAUGCAUCUUUGAUAAAACAGGCCUGCUGUGGGGAUGUCAGCCUCAGCCAGCUGUGUAUUUGCUAGUAGUAACUAGGGAUGAGGGAGAAAUUCAAUUCAGUUCACAUUUAAAGCAGAAUUUAUUAAAUUCACACAAAAUUAAUGUGAGAACCAAAACAGAGCCAUCCUUCAAAGUUCACACUUAUCAGAAUUUUGCAAUGCAGUUCUCCAACUAAGCAAUGUUUGCCAAAAUGCAUAUAUUGGGAAAAUGUGCAUAAAAAUGCCUAUAUUGGUUAAAAUAUCCAAAAAUGCAUUAUAUUAGGAGAAACUGCUUGCAAGAUCUGCACGUAAGUCAAAACUGCGUCCCAAAAAUGUGUUUAGUAGGAGAAAUUAUAAUGCUGGAGAAUUUUCACAAGGAUUUAAAAAAAAAUCGCAAAUUGCUGCAGAAAUGAGGAGAACCGAAUUUAAGAUUGGAAAAAUGAGAAAUGGAAAGAACACAAUGGAUAGAUCCUUCCAUCCCCAGUUGCAACCAACAUGGAGAAAAGAUAAGAGAGGGGAAAGAACUUGUUUCACUAGCUCUGAUGACUGUUCCAGGAACCUGCCCUUUUUUGUCAGUCUAGUUGCUGACUACUUAUGUGCAACAUAUACACAAUGCAUUGCGGGGAGGGAACUGUUUGCGCCUUUGGGCAAGAGAAGACCAUACAUAGACAGAUCAGUGUAUACAUUACUCUCUUUAUAUAUUUGCAUGUGUGUUUGAGCACAUGCAUGCGCACAAACACCACAGUAAUAGAAGCCAAUGUUUCUGGAUCAACAAUGAACCUACAUUUCCAUUAUUUUGCCUCCCCAUUUUCAUAGAAUGUGAAAUGUAUACAAGUACUGGGAAGAUGAAGUUCCAAAUGUGAACACUCGCCUUCCCAAAAUGGCAUUUUGGUUGGGUAAAUUCUAAUGUAGAUUUCUGCUCUGGAGGACACUGAAUUCUGGUGGCAAAAAUGGGGGGACGACUCAAAAUUUGUGUAGCUACCCCCCAAAAAAGAAUUCAUUUUUUAACACGUUCACAUUGGGAAAAAGUUGUAAAAUUAGAUUGAAGUUUAUAUAGAGUCAGCAGCACUUAACGCUUUCCCAAUAUACACUGAUGUCUGCAGUGUGUAGCCACUACUGUAUCGUGGAAUGUGAGCACAGGGGGAUCCCUACGGGGCAGUGCAUACAGUUAGACAUGCAUUACCCAGUAUGGCAGAUCCACACAUAGAAGUUGAUUCACAGGUGGAUUUUGCAGUGGCAGGACUGGAACAAUGGACUUUUAAGCCAGAAAAGUAGAGUUUAAAUCCCAGCAUCUCUCUAAACUCGCUGGGUUGCCACAAGCAAUUUACUCUCACCCUGUUUCCCAUCUGUGAAAUGGAAACAUUAAGGACCUACCUCAGAGGAUUGUUGUAAUGAUGGAUGAGAGAAGGAUCAUAAAACAUUCGGUGCUAUAUAUAUUAUAUAAAUGUUUCAUAAGGGUUAUUUCUCUCUCUUGUUCCCCAGGUUUCUCUGGUUUUCUCACUGCCCCUCCACCUUUUACUUUCUCCUGGGAAUCUCCUGCUCCCUUGUGCCAGAUCUCUCUCUCUUCUGCCCCCAGUUUGCACCACACUUCCCUCUUUCUGAAUCAAGUA